This is a messenger RNA of Tribolium castaneum (red flour beetle), 963 nucleotides long. RefSeq names its product RNA pseudouridylate synthase domain-containing protein 1. Gene Ontology annotation, molecular function: RNA binding; pseudouridine synthase activity. NCBI's taxonomy places the organism in Eukaryota, Metazoa, Arthropoda, Insecta, Coleoptera, Tenebrionidae. The record is from RefSeq and is a predicted model, not a curated record. Bases 106 to 930 code for a protein of 274 amino acids. The transcript has 4 exons. Gene Ontology annotation, biological process: enzyme-directed rRNA pseudouridine synthesis.
UUCCAAAAAAAAAUUUUAAAGGUGCCACUGCUACCAUUUUUUUCGUCCAAAUAACUGGGAAGUUACUAAAAUUGGUGGUGGAACUGCAUAGUUAACCUAAUUUAAAUGUCACAUUUGAAAUUGUGUUUAUUAAUACAAAAAAUUUGGAAGUCAGUGUAUAAAAGUCUCACUGACUUGUUUGCUAACAACUACAAAAACACAACAAUUGUGCACAGAAGCGCCAAUUUUAUAAUCAUCGAUAAAGCCUACGAUUUGAAAAUUAACAGCAACAACAGAAAUGAAGAGACAGUUCAAACCUUCAUGAAAAAAAAUCUUCCCUACUUGGCCUCAAAUCAGCUACAUCACGAGUACUAUUUUAUGCACAGAUUGGAUUAUUCCACGAGUGGCCUAAUGUGUGUUCCAGUUCACAAAAAAGCGUGUCAAGUGGCAUCUCAAGCAAUCCAACAACGCAAGUGCAAAAAAUACUACAUUGCUUUAGUACGGGGUUAUCUGUCUUCAAAUUUACUUGACCUCAAUUUUCCAAUAGGCAGGGACAAUAGCAUUACAGACAUAGAAAAAAUGUGUGUAACACAUGACAGUAACUCGAGAAGUGCUAGAACGCUAAUUGUGGUUCUGGAAAACGGACUUUUUGAAAACUACCCAAGCAGUAAGGUUUUAAUAAGGCCUAUAACAGGUCGUAGGCACCAAAUUAGGGUCCAUUGUGCACACAUAGGCCACACGAUUGUGGGCGACUACACGUACAGUAACAAAAAAGACACUACGCCGGAACGGAUGUACCUCCACUCGUUGAGAUUAGUCAUUCCCAACAAAAUUGAAGACAUUAACGUCCAAACCAGCGACCCGUUUAGUGAAAAGGGGGCAAAAUGCUGGAAGCCGGUGUUCCGUUUGUGUGAUUUGAGUCGCGCAUUUGAGAUUAUCGACGAGUUAUAACGAUAAUUUUUGAAAUAAAUGUUACAUUUGUGA